Messenger RNA from Leptinotarsa decemlineata (Colorado potato beetle), 1918 nucleotides. RefSeq names its product nonsense-mediated mRNA decay factor SMG8. NCBI's taxonomy places the organism in Eukaryota, Metazoa, Arthropoda, Insecta, Coleoptera, Chrysomelidae. Gene Ontology annotation, biological process: nuclear-transcribed mRNA catabolic process, nonsense-mediated decay. The record is from RefSeq and is a predicted model, not a curated record.
AUGAAAAAUACUUUUGGUCUGCCCAACUUGGACAAUCUGCUCGAGAAACUGUUUGAUAAAAUUACGGAAAAUUUGAAAAAGGCUGAGGGGAUCAGCUCGGAUUGGAUUUCUAGCGGAAGAUUUUGUACCCCUAGAUUGAUUUUUUAUUUUGAGAGGUGUCCACGGAAUGUAAGUAAUGUUAAAAAACUGGAACACAAUCUGGAGGACAAGAUUUAUUAUAUUUUGAAGAAGACCCGUAUCAUAAGUACGACAGGAUGCUCUUUGUUGGCCAUUCCAUUGAACGAUGAAUUUGUAUAUAUAUCAGAAGAGAACGGAUUCAACGACAGACUGGGAGACAUGGUUCGUGGUCUGAUAAUGGAUUGUCAGCCUGGCGGAGCCAUGCAAGUUGAGGUGCCCUAUUCGAGUCAGCCUAGUUUGAAGAAGAACUUCAAGAAAUUCCUCCAGGUACACAUUCAGCAAGCUAGGAGCAAGGGCUUUGAUGAUACUGUUACGUCGGGGAGGCACCAUCAUUCGCAGCCUUCUCAUUUCGAGCUUCCAGUACUGAAGCAUUGGAUCGAAGCUACCAAAAUACUCCACCACCUCAUCAUCAGGAAGAAAAUGAUCAAGUCUCUUUGUACGGACACAAGGUUUUCUGAACAGCGUUGUCUCAAAGUGCUUCCUCUCGCUCUUGCCAGGUAUCAAGAAGGACUACCGUCGCACUAUGCCAAAGCAGAACAUGAAGCUCGUCUAAGUAUCGCGCUGGCGCUUUUCAGAGCUCAAGCCCGGGGGCCAGUGUUUGAUCAGUACGCCGAGCAAUUGGAAGUGGACUGCCAGACGCACUGGGAGAACGGCAGGCAGCAAUGCGAAGCUGCCUCCAUGACCGGCAAUCCGUGCAAGCUGCCGAAGCAUCUUGCUGACCAAGAGCAUCUAAGUGGCUUCAUUUACAAAUCCGUUUGCGAUUGCGGGCGGAAAGUAGGGCCGCGAGAGGAUCCCUACAACGCCAAGCAGGCCAACUUCCAAUUCUACCAGCAGAUUGGUAAGGAGUGUCAAUGUCUGAAGCUGGAGAGGGUGUCUUUUCCCGUCUUUCAGCCAUCAAUUAAGGAAUUCAAGGCGGCAACGCUAAACGAAUCUGAAGAUCCCCUUUCUGGAUUGUCGGAAGGGGCUGACUUGUCGCUUGACGUGGACCGCAACCUCGUACGACAACCGAGCACUACGGAAUACCUGCCUGGGAUGUUGACGCUCAGCUCUCCUCCUGGACUACUGCCUGCUUACUCCAGCUGGUCUCUGGUGUGUCUCGGGGCUUCUUCUUUAUACAGUCACAAUUUAGGGCUUUCCGAAUCUCACCAUCCUGGCUUCCUGAGCUCUAUGAACUACUUACUCCCCUGGGAUGUGACCGUUUACACGAAGACCAAACAGAACUGGCCCCAAAUCAGUAAGUACACGCCGAGAGGUAGAAGAGGACGGCCAACAGGUAGCUUGCCUCAGUUCACCGUCAAGAUUUUCAUCGGGGUGGAGUAUGAGUGCUCGUCUGGUCACCGGUUCAUGCUGUCGGGGCCAGACAGGAUCCUGAAGGCGAUGCCGGGAAGUAUAGUUAAAGAUACGGGACACAAGGUAGCGGAGAGCGAUAUGCCUUUGUAUUAUCCGUGUCCGUGUAGAGCUGGGAAGCUGGCACAGCUGAUGAGGCUGCACGUGGUGACGCCCAAAGCUCCGGUCAACUGUACUUUGGAACCAAAAGUACAACCUGCUCCAGGAGCUCCAAUUUUCGUCAGUACGACAGAAGGACCGACACUGUUGACUCAGUCUGCCUACUGGAUCAUGAGACUGCCGUACGUUUAUGUCGCGGACAAAGAACACUACACGUACAACCCGUCCGCCAGGCUGCUGCAAGGAGUGUUUGGAGUUGCAGAAAUGGAUUAAUAGAAUUUUAGAAUAAAAAAAU